Hibiscus syriacus is the source of this 1878-nucleotide messenger RNA. Its product is annotated as nucleolar and coiled-body phosphoprotein 1-like. The record is from RefSeq and is a predicted model, not a curated record. Bases 1 to 1878 code for a protein of 625 amino acids. Lineage: Eukaryota; Viridiplantae; Streptophyta; Magnoliopsida; Malvales; Malvaceae. The transcript has a single exon.
AUGAAGCAUUACAAGGAACAUAAUGAUCAUGAUAAAGAAAACGAACAAUCUGCACCAAGACCAUCGAGAUUACCAUCAGUGUUACCAACGAUAACGACGAAGGUGAGAAUGAGCGUGUCGAUGGCGAAUUUGAAGUUGUGUUCGGAAAUGGAGGAUUCUGAGCAGGGUAAGAAACAAAAACCAACGGAUUCAACACAUCAUGACAAACAUAGUGAUCAUGAUAAAGAUAUCGAUCAAUCCGCACCAAGACUAUCAAGAUCAAAACCAGCAUUACCAGCAACAAUGACGAUGAUGAGAAUGAGCUCGUCGAUGACGAAUUUGAAGUUGUGCUCGGAAAUGGAGGAUUCUGAGCAAGGUAAGAAACAGAAACCAAUGGAUUCAACACGUCAUGACAAGGAACGUAAAGACCAUGAUAAAGAAAUCAAACAAUCUGCACCCAGACCACCACCGUUACCAGCAACAAAGACAACAAUGAAAUGUUCAGAAAUGGAGGAUUCUGAUCAAGGUGAGAAAAAGGAACCAACGGAAUCAACACAUGAUUACAAGGAAGAACAUAAAGAUGAUGAUAAAGAAAGUGAACAACCCGAGCCAAGGCCAUCAGGAUCACCAUCACCGUUACCACCAACAAUGACAACAAUGGAAUGUUCAGAAAUGGAGGAUUCCGAUCAAGGUGAGAAAAAGGAACCAACGGAUUCAACACAUGAUGAAAAGGAACAUAAAGAUGAUGAUGAAGAAAGGGAACAACCCGCACCAGGAUCAUCAUCACCGUUACCAGAAACAACGAGCUCGGAAACGGAGGACCAUGAUCAAGAUAAGAAACAUGAACCAACGGAUUCAACAGAUGAUAAAGAAAGUGAACAACCGGCUCCAGGAUCACCCUCUCCGUUACCGGAAACAACGACGAUGAAGGAGAGCUUGGAAAUGGAGGACCAUGAGCAAGGUAAGAAACAGGAACCAACGGAUUCAGCACAUGAUAAAGAAACUGAACAACCGGCGCCAGGAUCACCAUCACCGUUACCGGCAACAGCAACGAUAAACGAGUGCUUGGAACCGAAGGAUAAUGAGCAAGGUAAGAAACAGGAACCAAUGGAUUUAACACAACAUAACAAGGAACAUAAAGAUCAAGAUAAAGAGAGUGAGCAACCCGCGCCAAGAUCAUUAAGAUCGCUAACAGUAUCACCGUUACCAACAAUGAGGAGGUUGAGGAGGGCGAUAUCGAUGACGAUGCAUGAGUUAUUGAGAUUGGAGGAUGAUGAAACAAAUAAGUUACAAAAACCAACGAGUCCAACACUUCAUGAUAAAGAAAACGAACGACCCGCACCAUUACCAAUGAAGACGACGGAGAGGUCGAUGUCGAUGUCGAUGUCGAUGACGAUGAAAGAGUCCUUGCCAAUGGAGGUUGAUGAGAUAAAUAAGAUGCAAAAUCCGGACUCAAGCUCAGAUAAACCAUUAAUGGGCUCAAGCUCAACACAACUUUCCAAAGAACAAAAAGAUCUAGAUAAAGAAAUUGCUAAGAAACUAACUCCUCCUCCUUUUAUACCCACCAACUCUUGUUUGAUUAUAAAAUUCCCACUUAAACACAAGUACCCAGAAGAAGAGCCACCCAAAGAAUCCGAUGAUGAUUCGGACUAUGAAGAUUUCGACCCGCUUAAGGGUUCCAUCUUCGACAUAGCUGAAACCCCAAAAACUGAAGCAGAGUCCACAAAUCAAUCGAAGAAGGCUGAUGAUGAAUUUGAGGAGGUUAAUAAUUCUCACCCUGAUUCAAACCAUGUUGAUGAAGAAGGUGAUAGAACCAGAACAAGGAGAUUGUUUUCAAAACUUGGUGGUCUUAUAGGAGUGAGAAAUUUUUACAGGAGAGAACAACCUCCCGUAGAAUGA